UCUUUUCCAAACCAAACCGAAUAUGAAUACGACGACGUCUGUAUGUUACUUGAACACCACGACGUGCCGUUUUAAGUUGUAGUCCACUCCCCACCAGUCCACCAGCACUACCCGUUACCUACUUCUGGCGGGGAAGAAGAAAACGAAAAGGAGAUGGAGAUAGUGUGGCAAACACCAGCCAACCCACCGGAGAAAGACGAUUACAUCUUUCUCAACGGGAGGCGGCACGUGAGACCUUACUACUUCGAGUUCAUUUCUUAUGUUAAAAAUCGUUGGGCGGGAAAGACCAUCGUCGAUUUGUUCGCAGAAGAGUUCAAGGGCCGACCUUAUGAUUACUAUGUUAGUGCUGUCAAAUGUGGACGGAUACAAGUUGAUGGAGAGAUGGUGCCUGUUUCCUACAUAGUUAAGCCUUCUCAAAAGAUAAGCCACUUCUUACACAGGCAUGAACCUCCAGUGAUGGCUUGGGAUGUUUCUAUCCUUCAAAAAGAUCCAGAUGUUGUAACCAUUUGCAAGCCAGCAACUGUUCCUGUGCAUCCUUGUGGUCAAUAUCGUAAAAACACUGUUGUUGGCAUUCUUCAGGCUGAUCAUGGCUUAUCACCUCUAUUUCCGGUUCAUCGAUUAGAUCGGCUUGUCUCAGGACUCCUUAUAUUGGCUAGAAACGCUUUGAAGGCUGACUUUUUUAGGCAAGAGAUUGAAGCUGGGAUGGUGCAGAAACAGUAUGUUGCGAAGGUCAUUGGAAUAUUUCCAGAGGAUGAGCAAGUUGUUGAUGUUAACAUAAAUUAUAAUGCUCGAGAAGGAAGGAGCACAGCGGAGGUUGGUGACUCUUGCAGUGAUUUUCCCACUAAGGGGAAGGCUGCGUGUACCAAGUUUACCAGGAUCAGUACCAAUGGAACUCACAGCAUUGUUUUGUGUAAACCAAUCACUGGCCGAACUCAUCAAAUACGUGUGCAUUUGCAAUAUACAGGACAUCCCAUAGCCAAUGACUUUCUUUACCUCUCUGAACUUGCUGCCAAUCCUUCUGCUGAAGGAACGAGUGCUGAUAGGGCUGCUUGUAGUUCAAGUUUUGGUCUAACACCCCAAGAUUGUUCUUCUGAUAAAUGUGAAGAGAAUACCAGAGAAGAUUUCAACACUGAUCCAAUGUGUACUAACUGUCCAAAUUUGGUUCCAAAAGGGUAUGAUGUCUAUGAAGAGGGUUUAUGUCUUCAUUGCGUGAAAUACUCUGGACCCGGAUGGGUUUAUGAAUGCCCAUAUCCGGAUUGGGCAUUUCUAAGCUAAUCAUCUCUCUCUCUCUCUCUCUCUCUCUCUCUCUCUCUAAUUCUUUGUUGAUGAUCAUUGAGAAAAAUGUAUUGAAUGUCCCCUCCCAAGUUUUGCCAAAGAUUGUACAAUAAUGUGAUCGAUUCCUGUAUCCCAAUGGAUUUUUUUAAGGUAAAAGGAAGAGAAAUACAUAAAAAUAGAUUCGGCUUUA
Hevea brasiliensis (rubber tree) is the source of this 1465-nucleotide messenger RNA. RefSeq names its product RNA pseudouridine synthase 7. The record is from RefSeq and is a predicted model, not a curated record. The transcript has 12 exons. NCBI's taxonomy places the organism in Eukaryota, Viridiplantae, Streptophyta, Magnoliopsida, Malpighiales, Euphorbiaceae. Gene Ontology annotation, molecular function: pseudouridine synthase activity; RNA binding. The coding region runs from base 154 to 1275 and encodes 373 amino acids. Gene Ontology annotation, biological process: pseudouridine synthesis.